Molecule: messenger RNA, 5003 nt
Organism: Pomacea canaliculata
Lineage: Eukaryota; Metazoa; Mollusca; Gastropoda; Architaenioglossa; Ampullariidae
Product: neurocalcin-delta-like
Exons: 3
Coding region: 2084-2704 (206 amino acids)
Molecular function (GO): calcium ion binding
Source: RefSeq, a predicted model, not a curated record
CCCUGUCUCCCUUCAGGCUGAGGAGCUCAGCGAGGGAUGCAGGCAGUGCAAGCAUCUGAUGACGAGCACACGUGACUACGUGACAAAGACGUCGUCAUCACGGCACCGGAUGUCCUCAGCCUACACCCCAGGCCAUUCAAUGCCCACGUCAGUGCCCCAGCAAACGAUGUUUAUCGAGGGUUUAUGAAAGCAUGUCUACUUUUAGUUGGCUCAAGGGGCGAGACCCAACUGCUUAUGUGUUUAGUUUAUCCUGAUAAUGUCGGUCGGCGCCCAUUCUUUGUACAUUAACACAAGAAGAGCCCGCGGGCAUGCGCCAGCCCCUAGCUAAUAAAACUAUAAAACUGCGCUUUUAUGCCCGAAGAAAAGCAUCUGCGUGUGAUUAUACAUCAUUUUGCCCACAAAGGCAAUUAAUCAGGUCGCUAGGAGGAGAAUAAAGGAAGAGUGAGAAAGGACUAACGGUUAACAUUGCUGACGUCCACGUCGUCAGUGACAGCGACAAAACCUCCUACGACAUUUUAUAUUUGUGGGGGAGUGUGCAUAUUUAUGUUUUUAUUUUUAAUCGCACGAGGCGUUCUCACUCAUUCACCUGCCUUUAAUGGAAUAUCUAAUGUUUGACGGCUGUACUUAAAGGUCACAGGUCAGACAGGAUGGGGAGUGAAUGCCCGCACGUACGCACAGAGAGAGAGGUAGGAGGAGUUUUUUUGGAUAAAAAACUGAUCUUCUGCAGAAGAAACCGAAAACAGUCAUAAAACAUCAACAAACUGGAGUGGCUAUCUAGCCGCUUAUCAGAAAUGACUCACGUAUCGAAUGGAGAUAAGGAUGAUGGGAGGAGAAAUAAACAGUUGAGGGCUCGUGUCUGAGGCACAAAGCAAAUAAUCAAGUCCACUUGAUAUCAGGGCUAGCCAAGACACAAACCCACCUUUAGGUGUGGGCGGUACGCGCGCAUGAAGAAAAAAAGUUCAACCUGUCUGUUAGAAGGUGGGUCCGUGUGGUUGUAGUGGGAGGCAGUGUUGACACGGGAUUUUCGACAGUUAGGGUUUAUAUUGUUGUUCUCGUUGUUUCUGCAAUCAUUUUGCUACCAUCCCAAGCUUCUUGCUGUCUGUAUCACCCUGGUAAAACUGUCGUCCAUCAGAUUCUGUCUUUUCCUACACCACCAGAUCAUCCGCCAACCAGAAUCUUGAUAAUCAUGUUACGCAACUGACAAUUAAUUUCGACCAACCAAUCAACACACACACACUCACUCGUUUUUACAAAAGCGAGACAUCUUUUUUAUUAUAUUACUGUUUUACGAUUGUUUUGUUUUCUCCCCAUUCUGUAGGGCGAUGCUUCUGGAAUAAAUCGAGCAAUUAAACUGAUUCAUGAAGUGUACGCAUCCUCUCUGCACUCAGUGUCUCAAACAGCGAUAGACAAGCAGAUGGAAAGACUGUAACAGUAACUUACGGUAGCACACACCACCUACAUGACUGUGUAGCUCCAACUUUUCUCAUCAAGGACUAGAUAAUGUUAACAUUAGACCAUCAUUUAUUCAUCUCUAUGUACCACUGUCCUACAGUUGAGAUAGAUCGCAUACAGUAGCUGUAGUCACCACCCAGACAUCUCACUGCUCUCAAUGCCAGACAAACCAGCAUAAACACGAGCACAUCAACACCUGUCUACUCAGACAUCAAAGUAGGGCAACAUCGAAAGUACUUCACGAGACGGAAAGAGCACACAAUGGUGAAACUGUAGAACCAUUACGAAAAUUGAGCAACAGAGCUCACGACGACCUGACCAAUCACAUCGCGCGACACGGAGUCAGUUCUCAGUACCCAGAAGCACCCACCCGUAUCCAGCUUAAAGCAUGGCAAUAGAAUGCGACCACUGCAGGGUGUCAGGUGUUCUUGCUGUUGCCCUACCCUUACACGACUUGCUGGGACGUGACAAUUCCUCCCAGUACCUCCGCCAACAGUCAGUGGAGCAGCAGACGACAGUCAGACCAGCGAGUUCUUAGGUCGCUACCUUUCUUUAGACCGUUGGAAGGUUCAGCAAUCGUAUCGCAACAGAACUGACCACGUCAUCUGCUGCUUUCUCCUCUCCAGAAAUCAUGGGACAGAAAAGCGGAAAAUUAACGAAACAACAGACACAGUCGCUGCGACAGGACGUCAGCUUCUCAGAGGAUGAAAUACAGGAUUGGUGGCAGGAGUUCAUUCGGAGUGCAAAGGUCAGUUCUGGAUCAAAACCAUUCUUGACUCAGAAAGAAUUCAUCGAGGUGUACAACACAGUGUACCCGGGUAACGGAGAGGAAUAUGCCAAGCACAUCUUCAGGACCUUUGACAAAAAUGGCGACGGGAGAGUGGACUUCCGGGAGUUUCUCUUGGGUCUGUCCAUCACCAGCAGCCUAGAAGAGGAGAAAAAGCUUCGGUGGGCUUUCCAGUUGUACGACAUCAACCAGUCCGGAUUCAUCUCAAAAGACGAGAUCAUUGAGAUCCUUCAGGCCAUAUUCAAAAUGAAUGGUCUCAACCAAUCGUCGACAAAGAGUGCCGGCUUGGGAACACCUGAGGAACUGGCGUCCAGCCUCUUCGAGGUGAUGGAGACAGACGGCGACAACAGCAUCUCGUGGUCGGAGUUCCGCAGUGGCGCCACACGGUGCUCGCUGAUUGUCGACCUGCUGCAGUGUUCUCCGGGGUCAGAGUUCGAGGCUGUUCUCAAGCAACAUUCAAAGUAACCAUCUACUCGCUCAGCAAGCAUCUAUAAUUAUAAUUAUAUAUAUAAUUAUCACUUUACAACAUACCCCUUAACCCUAUCAGCACGAAGGUCGGAGGUAUGAGUGAAGAUGUGACAAGUUGUCAGGAGGAUGCAGCACGAGGCCGUUGUGGCAGUUAAAUAAGCUGAGGAGUUAGUGACAGUUGCCUGGCUGUCAUUACUAACUGUCCGUGUGACACUACUGACAUGUCAGGACACAAGAUCACUGGUGCUACAAUGGUGCUUGGUGCUGCAAAUAUUUGGUCUGACCAGCUCCGGCCAGUAUGCCAGAAACCCAUGGUACACAGACUGUGGUGGAACAUCGUCAAGAGCUUUGCAGGGUCUCGGUAUUCGUCCCAACACAGUGAGAUUAAUGUGAAUACUGAGCACAACAUGGAGGUUAGUUUAUUUAUUUAUUUUUUAGACGCGUCUUGAGAAGAUUCGAGACUUGACAAGGCGAAGCCUAACUUUUAGGAAGCGUUUCAGUUAUUCUGUUAAUGUGUAUGUAGAUUAUGUGAGAUGAGAGUUCUGUCCCUUCGCCUAACCGUGAUCGGCUUUCUUUGAUGUUGUUUAUGAGUUGUUGUCAUGCUUUGGUUUAGAUAAAAGUGUUGGACCUUUCUGUUUCAUGUGCUUCUGUUGCGUUUUUCUUCCUCUUCUGGAUUACAACAGGACUGCAUAUAAUGUAUAUAAUGUAUAUAAUACAUAUACUGUAUAUAAUGUUAUUAUGAAGUAUGAACUGUGUGGACCUAUUGGCUGGAGUCCACUCCGCCAUGUUCUACAUCUUUGUUACUAUUUUGCGAUUUUGUUCAGCGCAAUGAGUCCAUAUUUGACUGAGAUAUUUCGCUUUAUAAAUUUCUAUUAUUAUUAUUAUUAUUAUUAUUAUUAUUAUUAUUAUUAUUAUUAUUAUUAUUAUUCUAAUAGAAUAUAUGUGUAAAUUUUGUGUUAUUGUCUAUAAUAUAUAUAAAGUAUAAAUUGUGUGUGUGUGCGUGUAAGUUAUGUGUGACUGUCCGCGAAGAUUUGUGGAGCUCUGUACAGAAGUUAUGCUAAUAUGAGUAGUAUGUAAGCCCGAGGACGUGUGAGCACAUGCCUGUGUGAAUAUGGGAAUAUGCCAAUAUGUGAAUAUAUAAAUACUUAAUAUGUAUACAGCUGUCCGUGUCUAUUAAUACUGCUGUGUGCUUGGUGCAGUACGUGUGUAUGUUUAACACGCAGACUUUGUAUACAGAAAUCAACUGCUGGCUUCCUAAAGUGAGAGAAAGGUGGUGUAUAAAGAAUCAAAAUAUUUCAAAAGGUACAAAACAUCCUUAAGCUACUCAUUAAUUGUUUAAACCUAAAAAAAUAUUUCUUUAAACAUUUUCUGAUCCUUCUCUAAUCCUUUUCCCCUUUUAUCUCUCUCGCAGCUUUUCUAAAUCUUUAAAUCUGUACAGGUGUGUGUGUGUGUGUGUUAGAAAGAGAACGAGAGGAACAUAUGCUAAACGACAAACAUCUAGACCACAGAAACCUAUAUAUAAAGUUUUCUAUGAAAACCUUCCAUUGAAAUGCAAGUCUCGUGCGGACCGUGAGAAAUAUUAUAUAUCACGAGCAAUAACGACUUCAUCAGACCGUGAAGCGAAUCCUGUUGACUUGUGAACUAUUCUGGGUGACAUCCUUCACAAAAAGUGAUAUCAGGGACAGAUUUUACUGGAACUUCACUGAUUUAUCGUAUGCUCCCCUUCUGUAGGGGGAUGCUUUCUGGAAUAAAUUGACCAGUUAAACCGAUUCAUGAAGCACACGAAUCCUCUCUGCACUCAGUGUCUCAGACCGACAGCGAUAGACAAGCAGUGAAAACACCUGGCCAGACUGUAACAGUAACUUAGGGUAGCACAGACCACCUACCUGACUGUGUAGCUUCACAUCUACACAUCAAAGAUUAGAUAAUGUUAACAUUUGAAUAUCAUUCAUUCAUUUGAGAGAGAUCGCAUACAGUAGCUGUAGUCACCACCCAGACAUCUCCCUGCUCUCAAUGCCAGAUAAACCAGCAUAAACACGAGCACAUCAACACCUGUCUAUUCAGACAUCGAAGUGGGGCAAAACUAAAGUAUUUCAAGAGACAAAAAGAUCACGACGGUGAAAGUUUACAACAAAUACGAAAAUCACGAAUGACCAUGAUGGCAGAUAAACUCUAGAUGCAGUACCAACAGGACAUGAACUAUCUUCUCUGUCCUCAUCAGUCAUCUUUUCAGAGGAGCUUGGUUUAUUUUGUGUCUAUGAUGAGAUUUAUUUACUUCUUUUCUCUCUCCCCCCCC